GCAUCGCAGCUCGCACCGUGCCGAGGCCGACUCCCGCUACGUUUGCACCGUCUUGUCCCACACCAGCGGGCCUCUUUCUACUGAAAUACGUGACCCCGGACAAUUAAGCAGGGCCAACGACCACAGGGAUCUCCGCGAUGGGCAAGGAGAAGGUGCACAUAAACAUAGUGGUGAUAGGCCACGUAGACUCCGGGAAAUCGACAACAACAGGUCACCUGAUCUACAAAUGCGGGGGUAUCGAUAAGCGAACGAUUGAGAAAUUCGAGAAGGAGGCGCAAGAGAUGGGUAAAGGAUCCUUCAAGUACGCAUGGGUUUUGGACAAGCUCAAGGCAGAGAGGGAGAGAGGGAUUACGAUUGACAUCGCCAUGUGGAAAUUCGAGACGUCAAAAUACUACAUAACGAUUAUCGAUGCUCCUGGGCACAGGGACUUCAUCAAGAACAUGAUAACGGGGACUUCCCAAGCGGAUUGUGCUGUUCUCAUUGUAGCCGCUGGGAUUGGGGAGUUUGAGGCGGGAAUAUCUAAGAAUGGGCAGACACGUGAGCACGCACUGUUGGCGUUCACGUUGGGGGUCAAACAGCUGAUUGUGGGGGUCAAUAAGAUGGACAUGACGGACCCGCCGUAUUCAGAGACUAGGUUCGAAGAGAUCAAGAAGGAAGUUUCGUCUUACAUAAAGAAAAUCGGGUACAACCCGAACUCGGUGGCGUUCGUCCCGAUCUCCGGGUGGCACGGGGACAAUAUGCUGGAGUGCUCCCCCAAGACUCCCUGGUACAAGGGCUGGAAGGUCGAGAGGAAAGACGGGAACGGCGAGGGGAAGACUCUGAUAGAGGCGCUUGACGCUAUUCUCCCCCCGUCAAGACCCACCGAUAAGGCCCUGAGGCUGCCGCUCCAGGAUGUCUACAAGAUCGGGGGGAUCGGGACGGUGCCGGUCGGCAGGGUGGAGACCGGUAUCUUAAAACCAGGAAUGCUGGUGACAUUCGCCCCGGUGGCCCUCACCACCGAAGUUAAAUCCGUGGAGAUGCAUCACGAGGCCCUGACGGAAGCAGUGCCAGGUGACAACGUGGGCUUCAACGUGAAGAACAUCUCAGUGAAGGAACUGCGUCGUGGAUACGUAGCUGGAGACUCGAAGAAUCAGCCACCGCGUGGUGCCCAGGACUUCACAGCUCAGGUGAUCGUUCUGAGCCACCCCGGCCAGAUCAGCAACGGUUACACCCCAGUUCUGGACUGCCACACCGCUCACAUUGCCUGCAAAUUUGCCGAGAUCAAGGAGAAAUGCGAUCGCCGGACGGGAAAGACCACCGAGGAGAACCCGAAGAGCGUCAAGAGUGGAGACGCCGCUAUUGUUGUGCUGCAGCCCACGAAGCCGAUGUGUGUCGAGGCAUUUCAAGAAUUUCCGCCCCUCGGACGCUUUGCCGUACGCGAUAUGCGUCAGACUGUUGCUGUGGGUGUCAUCAAGAGUGUAAACUUCAAAGAUACCCAAGGAAAAGUAACAAAGGCAGCGGAGAAGGCCCAGAAGAAGAAGUAACCAUCAAGCUUCCUCGGAAGCCGCCGGCACCAGAUAAUCACAACGUGGAUUCUCUCAAUCUUAAAUCCUAAUCUGCGUACAAAAAUUGCCGAUAAAUUACAACUCUCCCCAUCAACCAGCGAUAAUCGUUUGUUAUCGUACUCAGUGUUGCCCCCCUUGCAUUACCCAGUAGUAUUGAACCCUCGUAUUUAUCCAAAUUUACACAUACAAUUUACCCAUGCACCCAGAACACCGCACAUAUGCUAGGGAUUACUAUCACUUUGAUCAUAAUUCAAUUUCAGAUGAGGAAAAGCGAAUGGAUGAAUUUGUCGACCAUGAAUGACUAUUCGAUUCUACUCAGUCUUUUUUGGAGUUGGAAAUGAAUCAUUCCAGUGUAAAGCCAUUUUUUUUCAAUAUUAAUUACUCUACAUUUGAUUUUUAUGAUGAAAAAUUAGAGAAUAGUUGAUUUAAAUGAUUGAAAAAGAAUCGGUUACACUAAAGAUCAUUUUGUUUCUUCCGCGUGGACUCUGAUAGAGGGGUUUUCAAUUCUAAAUCGAUGAAUGGAAACUAGAAUGCACUCUAGGACGACCGACUGAUGAAAAUCGCUGAUAAAAUGCGAGGAUUUUAAGAGAAAAUCUCGACUCUCGGACUAAUAAUUAUUUCGAUCGUCUAGUUGUUAUUCUGUUGGAGCAGAUUUAAUUUCCACUGUGAUUAUUAUUGAUUAAUACCUGAUUUUCACGAAGGAUGACUGUUCGGGUGGUUUCGCCAAUUGAUAUUGCUGUGAUUGUUUCCAUUCCAAUUUUUUGAUAAUUUGUUUGUUGGUGAAAUAAAGUCUUUUUGUUGCACAGGCUUUCAUGAACAAAUUAUUUCACUACAAAUAAUGGGUCUCGCUAAAUUUCCUUGAACCUCUUACUCUCGAAGAUAUCAGCUAAGGGAUCUGCAAAAUUGUUUGUUCUCGAUUCAUCUCCCAGUGAAUUCGUGAAUAAAUUGACAGAUAUUU
This is a messenger RNA of Diachasma alloeum, 2502 nucleotides long. It is a transcript of the gene Ef-1a-f1, whose product is annotated as elongation factor 1-alpha. The record is from RefSeq and is a predicted model, not a curated record. Gene Ontology annotation, biological process: translational elongation; translation. Lineage: Eukaryota; Metazoa; Arthropoda; Insecta; Hymenoptera; Braconidae. Bases 138 to 1523 code for a protein of 461 amino acids. Gene Ontology annotation, molecular function: GTPase activity; translation elongation factor activity; GTP binding. The transcript is spliced from 5 exons.